AUGGCGAUGCAGGAUUAUAUUGGCGAACUCUCUCUCGGCAAGAAACCGCAGGAGGCUACUGUGCACAAGAUGUUCCUAGACCCAAGUGGAAAGCACCUCUUGAUUACAACUGCUCAAGGUGAUAACUACUAUCUCUACGAAGGAUGGAAGAAAUCAAAGCAGCUUGGUCGACUAAAGAUGGUUAUCGAGGCUGUGGCAUGGAAUGAUGAAAAGCUCUUCCCUUACUCUGGUGCAUCCUCGCAUUCUGGUCCUAGUACACACGAAAUCCUGUUAGGAGGUCGAAAUGGGACUAUAUACGAGGCCCUUAUAUCUCCUGCGGAAGAAUUCUUCAAGUCCCCGGAUCGUUAUGUUCAAGCAGUCUAUACACUUCCUGACAAACAAUCCGUCUGUGGUAUCAAGUUCGAGAGACUAAAGGAUGAUCCUUCGCGUGCCGUUGUGGUAAUUGCAACAGCCUCCCGUCUUUAUCAAUUAGUUGGACCUGUUGGUGGCAAAGCGGAUACCGAUGGGUCUCGAGUAUUUGAGACUCUAUUUGCGUCUUACAACAGGGACACACCCGCCAAGUAUAUGGAACUAUCUGGGGGACUCCAGUAUUCCACACUACAGUUUUAUUCUCCAGAGCACGCAGGCGGGGCCCCUGGGAAACGGUUAGCAUGGUUGACCUCCAGAGGGUUGUUCCAUGCGACGCUUGCGACAGCACGCCAACUGGCUGGGGACCUGUCAUCUCAAGAUUUUCUUGAUACGUCGUCAUUGCUCCCAUACCCUACAUCAUUAGCUGAUGGAAGUUCUCGGAGUCCCGGUGGGAACAAUUUCCCACUGGGCGUUGUCCUGACCGAAUUCCACUUUCUCUUGCUACUGAGCGAUCGAGUGAUGGGGUAUUCGCGCUUGGAUGACAGUUUAAUUUAUGAUGAGGCGAUUUCUUUACGCCGCGCAGAAAGGUUACUAGGCAUAGUGUCUGAUCCGAUAAAUCGCACAUUGUGGAUCUACUCGACCAAUGGACUCUACGAGGUCGUUAGGGUUGACGAGGAGCGCGAUGUUUGGAAGAUUUACCUUGAUAAGGCCGAUUACGCGCUUGCUCUCAAAUUUGCAAAGUUACCAAGGCAUAGAGAUACUGUACUAGCAGCACAGGGCGCCGCCUUUUUUAAUCAAGGCCAGUUCAUCCAGGCUGCCCAAUCUUACUCUCAAUCUGUAUCAGCUCCAUUCGAAGAAGUUGCUUUGAAAUUCGUGGAUGUCGGUGAGCGAGACGCCUUGCGAUAUUUCCUUAGGUCGCGACUUGCCACUACUCGCAAGACGGAUGUUACCCAAAGAGCUAUGCUCGCAACUUGGCUCAUAGAGUUCUACCUUAGCAAGUGUAACGAACUUGAUGAUUUGAUCGCAUCUUCAUCUGCAUCCAACGAUGUGAGCAACUUGCAAGCAGAGCAAAUUCAUUUAGAAGAAGAACUUCAAGAGUUCUUUGAGACAUACAAGGCCAAUCUCGACCGCAAAACAACAUAUGACUUGAUCCGUGGUCAUGGACGUACAGAUGUCUUUCUUGAUUUUGCUGGUGUAACUGGUGAUUUCGAACGAAUUAUUGAGCACUGGGUGUCUGAAGAGGAAUGGGUUAAAGCCAUCGAUGUUUUACAUCGCCAGCCGGACCUUGAGCUCUACUACCGCUUCGCUUCGGCCAUGAUAAGAUCAGCUCCUAAAGAAACAGUUGACGCAUGGACACGACGUCCCGCAUUAGAUCCCAUUCGUCUCAUACCAGCGCUGCUUCAGCAGCAACACCGACCAGUAAAUCCCCUUCAACAGAAUCAUUCCGUGCGAUACUUGAAUCACCUCGUCUUCGAACAAGGAAACACUACUCCCACAAUACACAAUCUAAUAGUAACAUUCCUUGCAGCAAAUAAUGAUGAUGGGCCACUCCUGCGCUUCUUGACUACAGCGCCAAGCGACCCGAUCAGUAGCAGGCCUUACUAUGAUCUCGAUUACGCUCUUCGUAUCUGCCGUACAAAUGGACGCAUACAGCCAUGCGUUCACAUCUAUGCUAAAAUGGGAUUGUACGAAGAGAGCGUUUCACUGGCCCUGGAAAAGGGCGACCUUGAACUGGCUCAGAUUACAGCCAACAUGCCCGAAGAUGAUAUUCAACUCCGGAAGAAACUUUGGCUCAAAGUUGCACGAUACGUGGUAGAGGAUAAGAAGGAUAUCAAAACUGCUAUGCAAUUCCUUUCGAACACCGAAUUGUUAAAGAUAGAAGAUAUUUUGCCGUUCUUCCCUGAUUUCGUUGUGAUCGACGAUUUCAAGGACGAUAUCUGCAAUGCCCUGGAAGAUUACAGCGCUCGGAUAGUCGAGCUCAAGCAAGACAUGGAUGGCGCAAUGGAGUCUGCCGCUGCGGUCUCUCGAGAUAUAUCCCAAUUGAAGAACAGAUUUGUGAUCAUAGAACAGGGUGAAAGGUGUACUCAAUGUCAAGCACCUCUCCUGUUACGCCAGUUUUAUGCUUUCCCCUGUCAGCACACAUUCCACGCGGACUGCUUGAUUGGACUAGCGAAAGAAUCAUUAUCUGCGGUUCAGUUGCGGCGCAUAGUUGCACUUCAAACUGAGCUAGUCAAAUUGGCGUCGAGUCAAGAAACAAAUGGGCAGCCUGUAAUAUCUGCCCCAGUUGCACCUGUGCCGCCAUCAACUCCCCAAGCGUCCCGAGCUUCGACUCAAGCACAACGGACGCUGCUUUCCGCCACCUUCGCUACUGGAGGUGUCAACGGCAGUCUUACUCGUGCUCUGAACCCACUUACGGCUGCUGCGACCAUGGGGAGCGUGAUGGUCACAGCAAGCGACAAACUACGAGACUUGAUUGUGCCAGACGCGCUUGCCACAGCCGUAGGUGUAUGGGGUGAUCGUGGGAAAGCCAUUGGCGGUGCUAUUGGGAUUAAUCAUAAUCAUGCUAAUGAAGGGGAAACUGGCUCAAGAAUCGAAUCUUUGAGGGCCGAGCUGGAUAAUGUUCUCGCAGGGAGCUGCCCACUUUGCGACUCUGUGGUUUCGGGGAUUGACAAACCAUUCAUCAAGGAAGGAGAAAUCGAUACAUCAUGGACCAUCUAA
Molecule: messenger RNA, 3066 nt
Organism: Rhizoctonia solani
Lineage: Eukaryota; Fungi; Basidiomycota; Agaricomycetes; Cantharellales; Ceratobasidiaceae
Product: vacuolar protein sorting-associated protein 18
Exons: 9
Coding region: 1-3066 (1021 amino acids)
Biological process (GO): endosome organization; organelle fusion; vesicle-mediated transport
Cellular component (GO): HOPS complex; endosome
Molecular function (GO): protein-macromolecule adaptor activity
Source: RefSeq, a predicted model, not a curated record